This is a messenger RNA of Entrophospora sp. SA101, 1182 nucleotides long. The record is from the annotation of a GenBank genome assembly. Lineage: Eukaryota; Fungi; Glomeromycota; Glomeromycetes; Entrophosporales; Entrophosporaceae.
AUGAGAUGCUACACUCUGAUUGAAAGUUACCUUGAUCUCACAGAACAAGAGUCAUGGAAAGUAUUAGAAGUUGAAGUAAGAGUAGAUGUUGAGAAAGAAGAAUUAAUUAUGAUCAUGGGUGCUGAUCUGACUAAAUUACUUCAAGAAACUAUUCUGGUUAUUUGGGAUGAAGCUCCAAUGACACAUCACUAUGUUCCUGAAACUGUUGACAGAACAUUAAGAGACAUUAUGGAAAAUGAUCUUCCAUUUGGUGGUAAAAUAUUUUUGUUUGGGGGAGACUUCCAUCAAGUUCUUCCUGUAGUUCGCAAAGGCACAAGAGCCCAGAUUGUCAAUGCUGCUCUCAACAAGUCAUAUCUGUGGCAUUAUGUUCAUGUUUUCACUUUGACAGCCAACAUGCGAGUUGCUCAAACUACCAACUUUGAGGCAAAGGCAUUUGCAGAGUACUUGCUCAGAAUAGAAAAUGGCAAAGAUCCUAUUGACUCAUUAAUAGAUACUGUAUAUCCUAAUCUCACUAAAAAUGCUGCCAACAUUACCUUUGUAACAGAAAGAGCAAUAUUGACUCCUUUAAACACCAAUGUUGAUGAAAUUAAUGAACAAGUUAUGACAAAAUAUCCUGGAAAACAGUAUACAUACUAUAGCUUUGACUCAGUGCCAGAAGAUAACUUAAAUCUAUACCCAGUUGAAUAUCUUAAUUCCCUAACACCUCAAGGCCUUCCUCCACAUGAACUCACUCUAAAAGUUGGUGCUUCUAUCAUGUUACUUAGAAAUUUAGAUCCUAUUAAUGGACUUUGCAAUGGGACAAGGCUUAUCUGCUGGAAACUCUGGACAAGAAUAAUUGAAGCUGAAAUAAUAACAGGGGAUCAUCAAGAAAAGCAUGUAUUCAUAUCUAGAAUUCCUCUCCUAUCAUCUGAAGAUACUGGAUUACCUUUCGUAUUACAAAGAAAACAAUUUCCUGUGCGUCCAGCAUUUGCAUUGACCAUAAAUAAAUCCCAGGGUCAAACACUACCUCAUAUUGGUCUAUACCUUCCACAACCAGUAUUUUCUCAUGGUCAACUGUAUGUAGCUAUGUCAAGGGUACGCCAAAGGCAUAAUCUCUAUGUUUCUGUCAGAAAUGGAUCAAUACAAGACAAGGAUGGGGUUUAUACACGCAAUAUUGUAUAUGAAGAAGCUUUAGUACUAUAA